Molecule: messenger RNA, 1655 nt
Organism: Astrephomene gubernaculifera
Lineage: Eukaryota; Viridiplantae; Chlorophyta; Chlorophyceae; Chlamydomonadales; Astrephomenaceae
Source: the annotation of a GenBank genome assembly
CGACCAUCUGGGCAAUCCGUCCCGCGCUGGGAGUAAACGGGGACGUAGAUAGUGCUAUGUUGCAGUUUAAGGGCCAUUUACGGCCUUGCGCUGUAUCAGAGGCCCGGACCCACAACGUCUGCUUAUUCCACACUGCACAGUUUGUGCGCAAACAACGAUGCAAGAAGCUUAAAAGUGACACUCGAUUUGUUUUUAGAGCUUUGCCCGAUGGUCCCGCAACAAGUCCCAGCGCAAGCGCUAGUGCACGCGCUGUAUUGGACAAAACUGCUGGGCGGAUGACCUACAAGCCCCUGUCCUAUGGCGAGAUGGUCAACGAUGCAGUGGAAUCCAUUAUGGCGGCGCUGAACGACGGGCUAAGGUGGCUCGAGGUGGAGUUCCCUGCCUUGCCAACCAACGUGGAUGGCUACAAGGGAUCAUCAGACCUCUUUAUUGACUCGAACACGCAGCUAGCCCUCGCGGGAGCUAAGCGGUUAGCCGCCCGGGGUCGCAAGGUGCACAUCGUGCUGCCGGACGAGGGCGAGUACUCCCGUACCUACCGCAUCUUCAAGAACAACAUCCAGCUGGCGGAGGGAGUGACGGUGGGUCACCUCAAGGAGGCCGACCCGCCCAACCCGCUGGCGGCGCUGUUCGCGGGGGUGGGCGGUGGCGGCGCGCCCAGCAGCCGCGAGGCGGGUGAGCGCGCCGACACCUACAUCUUCAUCAACGCCACCUGCGUGGAACUGCUCAACCUGCGGGCAUACGUGGAGAAGCUCCCGGGCGGCCCCGAGUCCGGGCGCGCGCUGGUGCUGUGGAACAUGGAGCUGGACACCCUGCGCGGCGACCUGGGUCUGCCCGCCUUCCCGCCCAAGGAGCUGCACUACGCCUUCCUCAGCCGCUUCCGACCCGUCUUCUACCUGCGCCCGCGCGACUACUCCAAGUCGGUGCCGGUGCCGCCCUUCAUCGUCAACUACAGCGGAGCCAUGUUCCGGGAGUACCCGGGGCCCUGGCAGGUGAUGCUGAAGCAGGACGGUGGCGAGUACGCGUGCAUAGCGGAGGAGCCUGUGCGCUACAACCUGGGCGAGGUGAAGGAGGAGCUGACCGUUGCGAUGGGUUUGGCGACUGAGGAGGAGGGCAGCACCAUGCAGUUCCUGCGCCGCGGCUACAAGACCUCCACCUGGUACGAGGACGACUACGAACAGGAGGCCAGCCAUGAGUGGAGGCUGUGAAGGGAGUGCAGACGACGUGUGGUAAGGUGGUGCGUUUUUGUUGAGUGAGGAGAGGAGGCGGGUCGGAGAGGCAAGGGGCUUGAUGGUCCGUAGCGGUGUAGGCUUUCGGAGGGAAGCUGGAACCGGUAUUUUGAGGCCUAUUUUGACGAGAGGUUUUUUGUCGAGGGAUAAUGUGUGAUUCAAGUGCGGUCGAGUUGGUGUGGCAGGAGAGCUGCUGGUUGUUGUGCAUUGCAGUGGGCACACAAAGGGGCCCAGGAGGCAAACCUCGCCCUGCCCUGCAGCCCAGUGGCGUGCAGGCUGUCAGGUUUAGUGUGGCGCCGACAGAAGCGCCAGCCAUGUAAGGAGUGAGCCAGCGCUUACAGAGAUUGAGGUGCCUGUAACAUUAGGGAGGGAGGGCCUUGGAUGGCUGUGAAGGGCCUGACACCAUCCCGCCCCUAUGGGGAUAUCCAG